AUGUCUUCGCUCUAUCACCUAAGCACCGAUGUGAAGACUCGAAUCAAUAGGUUUCGGACUCAAACUGCGAGAUCUGACUCUCUGAAAGCGUUGGCCUUAAAGAUUGAACCUAAACCUUCGUAUGAAAUCACUAUCGACGAAGAUGAAGGCGUCGAACAAGCUGAUAGUUUAGAAGCUCUGGGUGAGGAGCUUCCGGACAAUACUCCACGCUACGUGCUUCUAUGCUAUCCUAUGACUACAUCUGACGGGCGGAACCAGACCCCUUUGGUGCUUGUCUACUGGAAGCCGGCCACAGUGGUGUCCCAGGAAUGGAAGAUGCUUUACGCAGGAGCGCUCGAGCUGAUGAGAAACCAGUGUGGUGUGAGCAAAGUAAUUGAGAUUGCCACGGGCUUGGAAGACGAGGAAGACAUCGAUGAGGUAAAGGAACAGAUAGAGUCGUGA
Lachancea meyersii CBS 8951 is the source of this 441-nucleotide messenger RNA. The record is from the annotation of a GenBank genome assembly. NCBI's taxonomy places the organism in Eukaryota, Fungi, Ascomycota, Saccharomycetes, Saccharomycetales, Saccharomycetaceae.